This is a messenger RNA of Penicillium crustosum, 231 nucleotides long. RefSeq lists its product as uncharacterized. The record is from RefSeq and is a predicted model, not a curated record. The coding region runs from base 1 to 231 and encodes 76 amino acids. NCBI's taxonomy places the organism in Eukaryota, Fungi, Ascomycota, Eurotiomycetes, Eurotiales, Aspergillaceae. The transcript has 2 exons.
AUGCUUCACGGCGCCGUCCUAGCACGACUGAAGGCGAGCGUCUAUUGCCGCGAGUUUGUCUUCAUACUCACGGCGCAUACCUGUCGCAUCAAUGUAUUCUGCGGUUAUGUCGUCCUCGAACCCGUGGAACAUUUCACGUGCUGGUGUGGUAGGCGCAACCCAGCGCGUCUGGCUGACGAUGAUAGUACUCGUGGAAUCCCUGCCUCGUUCACCAAGAUCCACUGGAAUUAA